UUAGCAUACCGCGAAGGGCUUCAAACAUCACCAACACCGAGUCGCUGUGCCUCCUCUACACCCAUCCGCGACUAGCGACUCACCGCCGCAAUGAUGAAUCUCUUCAGGUUAUUGGGGGAUUUAUCCCAUCUCUUCUCUAUUCUGAUUCUACUACACAAAAUGAAAACGUCAAGCAGCGCGUCUGGCAUUUCGUUCAAGUCGCAAUUCCUCUACCUCAUGGUCUACCUUACGCGCUACGUUGAUCUUCUAUGGACAUUCUACGAACCCAAACUGCUCUACAACACCGUCUUCAAGAUCGUCUUCAUCAGCACAUCUGCGUACACUGUCUACCUAAUGCUCAACGACUACAAACCCACCCACGACCCGAAUCUAGACACGUUCAAGGUGCAAUACUUGCUGGGAGCGAGCGCGGUGCUGGCGAUACUGUUCCCUUACAAAUAUACGUUCUCUGAGAUUCUCUGGGCUUUCUCAAUCUGGUUGGAAUCGGUUGCUAUCCUCCCUCAGCUUUUCAUGCUGCAAAGAACCGGCGAAGCCGAAACAAUUACGACACACUAUCUCUUCGCGCUCGGCGCGUACAGGGCGCUGUAUAUUCCCAACUGGAUUUACCGAUACUUCUUUGAGGUUCCCAAAUUCUAUGACCCGAUUGCGGUGAUCGCGGGCAUCAUCCAGACAAUUCUGUACACGGAUUUUUUUUACAUCUACUGGACAAAGGUCAUCCAAGGCAAGAAGUUCAACCUUCCGGUCUAGGAGCCGCGAGAGCUCGGGAAAGUUCACUUCUACUGUUCGCCCGUCCAGGAAGACGACGCUUGAGGUUCUUGUACCAUAAUUUGUAUGGAUGCGGCGUUUUGUAGGCAAUCUUGGCUGGUAGGCAAAAGCAUCGAUUGAUUCAUGCAUAGAACCAUUGUAUUUGUUUAGCUGGGUUUUUGUGAGCCCUAAUCGCAUUAGGGCCCGGAGUAUGGACAUGUAGGAGAUACGUUGAAUCAAUUAGAUUUCAAACACCUAACACCAUCUGGUGCUCUUUGAUAGCAACCCAGCUAUGGCUGGCAGUUAAUCAUAAAUAGCUCGUGCUGGGGGACGAAGAGCGACUGGGCUGGUUGUCUUAAAAGAUGUCUUGCAGCUGCUAAUCGUGAGUUGCAAAAGCCAUCCAGGUUACCUUGAUUUGGAGCUCA
This is a messenger RNA of Cucurbitaria berberidis CBS 394.84, 1169 nucleotides long. RefSeq names its product ER lumen protein retaining receptor 2. The coding region runs from base 160 to 747 and encodes 195 amino acids. The transcript has 5 exons. NCBI's taxonomy places the organism in Eukaryota, Fungi, Ascomycota, Dothideomycetes, Pleosporales, Cucurbitariaceae. Gene Ontology annotation, biological process: protein retention in ER lumen; endoplasmic reticulum to Golgi vesicle-mediated transport. Gene Ontology annotation, molecular function: ER lumen protein retrieval receptor activity. The record is from RefSeq and is a predicted model, not a curated record. Gene Ontology annotation, cellular component: membrane; endoplasmic reticulum; cis-Golgi network.